GAGAUGAUCAUAAAAUUCAACAAGGUCAACCGAUAAUUGACCCAUCGGGUAAAUGGCCUAGCAUUUCUGAAUUAAAGGCUAAUUUAAUUGUUGGUGAUGUAUUCAAGGACACUGCAAAAGUCACCAAUGAAGUUGUGCACGUAAAAAAGCUCUUAGCACCUCUCGAUAAAUCACAAGUUCCAAUUAUCCGAUGCAUUGGUCUUAAUUAUAAAGAGCAUGCUAAAGAAACAAAUCAAUCUUUACCUCCGCAUCCAAUUCUAUUUAUCAAACCUGCAACUUCUUUACAAGAUCCUUUUGAGCCAAUCAAAGUACCAUCUAUCGCUACUAAUAAUCAAGUUGAUUAUGAAGCUGAGUUGGCUGUU
Messenger RNA from Scutellospora calospora, 362 nucleotides. The record is from the annotation of a GenBank genome assembly. Lineage: Eukaryota; Fungi; Glomeromycota; Glomeromycetes; Diversisporales; Gigasporaceae.